CCAGAACCUCACACGGGCCAAGAUGGCGAGCGGAGGAGUGUCCGUGGCUUCGCUGUGGACUGAAGUGAACCGCUGCGGGCAGAAUGGAGACUACACCCGGGCCCUGAAGGCUCUGACUAAAAUUUUGCAGGAUAACAGGGAAGAUGUGACGGCUCUUCAGUGUAAAAUCGUUUGCCUUACUCAGAACGGCAGCUUCAAAGAGGCUCUGAAUGUAAUGAACACUCACACAAAGAUGCUCGGCAGUGAGGUGGUGUUUGAGAAGGCGUACUGCGAGUACCGGCUGAACCGAGUGGAAAACGCCCUGAAGACCAUUGAAAAUGCUCCGGAGCAAACUGACAAGCUGAAGGAGCUCUAUGGUCAAGUGUUGUACAGACUGGAGCGCUACAACGACUGCAAGUCCGUCUACACAGAUCUGAUCAGGAACUCCCAGGAUGAGUACGAGGAGGAGAGGAAGACCAACCUGGCUGCUGUUCUGGCUGCAAUGAGUCAGUGGGAGAAGGCCCCUCUGGAAGAUCUCGGUCUCCCAGAGUCGACCUAUGAGCUGUGUUACAACACUGCCUGCGCUCUGAUUGGCCAAGGACAGCUGGUGGAGGCUUUUAAUAAGUUACAACAGGCAGAAGAGCUUUGCAGAGUCUCGCUUGCGGAUGAUUCUGAUGUAACUGAAGAGGACAUUGAGUCGGAGUUGGCCGUCAUUCAUUCUCAGAUGGCUUACAUCAUUCAGUUACAAGGUCGGACAGAUGAGGCGCUGCAGCUCUACAACCAGGUCAUCAAGCUCAAACCGUCAGACGUGGGGCUGCUCGCUGUGACUGCCAACAACAUCAUCACGAUAAACAAGGACCAAAACGUGUUCGACUCAAAGAAGAAGGUGAAACUCACCAACACUGAGGGUGUUGAGUACAAGUUGGCGAAGAAGCAGCUGCAGGCUAUCGACUUCAACAAAGCUCUGCUGGCCAUGUACACAAAUCAGGCCGACCAGUGCAGAAAGCUGUCCUCCAACCUUCAGUCUCAGAACCCAGGUCACCCUCGACCGGUCCUCAUCCAGGUCGCUCAGCUGUGCAGAGAGAAGCAGCACAGCAGAGCCAUCGAGCUGCUCCAGCAAUUCUCUGAUCAGCAUCCAGAGAGUGCAUCUGGCAUCAAACUGACAAUGGCACAACUAUAUUUAAUACAAGGUCAUGUGACUAAAGCCUGCGAUGUCCUGAGGUCCAUUGAAGAGUUCAAGCACAAAUCAGGGAUGAUUUCAGCUCUAGUAACGAUGUACUCCCAUGAAGAAGACAUCGACAGCGCUAUUGACGUCUUCAAACAAGCUAUCGAGCAUUUCCAGUCUGAACAGCCGGGAUCUGCUUCACACUUGGCUCUCGUACGAGAAGCUGCCAACUUCAAACUGAAGUACGGCCGGAAGAAAGAAGCCAUUAGUGAUCUGGAGCAGCUGUGGAAGCAGAACACCAAGGACAUCCAUACGUUGGCACAACUCAUCUCAGCGUAUUCCCUGGUGGACACGGACAAAGCCAAAUCCCUUAGCAAACACCUUCCCUCCGCCGAGGCCAUGUCUCUCAACGUGGACGUGGACGAGCUGGAAAACUCACACGGGGCCACAUAUGUCAGGAAAAAAGCCGCUAAAGUCCCGGGAGAAAAUCUUCCUAAAGAACAAGGCCAAGCUGAGAUCAAGAAGAAGAGGAAGAAGAAGAAAGGCAAACUACCCAAGAACUGCGACCCUAAAGCAACCCCCGACCUUGAGAGGUGGCUGCCCAUGAAGGAGCGCUCCAACUACAGAGGCAAGAAGAAGGGAAAGAAGAAGGAGCAGAUCGGAAAAGGCACACAGGGAGCGACGGCAGGAGCUUCAGCCGAGCUGGACGCCAGUAAGACGGCCACCAGCCCCCCCACCUCCCCCAGACCAGGGUCUGCGUCCGGCUCCACCUCAGCCGCCCCCGCCAGCAACGUGGUCCCACCGCGGCAGCAGAAGCCUGCCGCCCCGGGUGCCACUCGCAAGAAGGCCCCACAGAAGAAGAAGAAGAGCGGGAAAGGAGGCUGGUAGACGGGAGGAAGAGAGAGAGCCACGGGAUACAUCGACCUGUGUGGCCGACAAAUCACCAAGAGAUCAUAAACUCUCUUUUUUUUUAUGUUUCAACUUUCAUUUAAGUUUUGUUGUUGCCGUUCAUUUAAAUGUCUCAAACCAAAACUUCCCCUUUUAUUCUGAACGUUUAAAGGACAGCUUCUCUAAAAUGAACUUUUAGUGAAGCUGAGGUUUCCUUUAGUGAGUUUUGAUUUCUCUCAAGUUCAUGAACUUUGAGCUGAGACGAGAAUGAUUCAAUGAAAACUUCCUCAGUCACUGAAACUUCUUUUUAAAUGUCCACUGACAGGAAAGAGGCUUUAUGUGCUUUUACUUAGUGUGAGGAGACCGAGUGCAAGUUUUGGUGUGGUAGAUGGAUCUGAAUCCUACAUUACCCAUGAGCCUCUGCUUCACAGCUCGAUACAGAAGCCAUUCAGAUGUGCAAAUAAAAACUUCAAGAACUCCAACGUUUCUAAAUUAAUCCAAAUCGCCCCUGAAUAUAAAGGUAAAUCUAUUUCAUGAAGAAUUAAUGAACGCAUCAAUAUUCCUGAUGCAUCAAGAAACUUAAACCUGUCGUUCCUCCAGCUGUGCACUCGUCUCAAUGAGAACCAUCCUGUUCAUCCUGAGGUGGCUUCUGUUCAGUCACAUCUGUAACAGUAGAGAGAAGCUGGUUCUCUUCUGCAGAUCUGAGCUCCAACGUUCAGCUCAGACUGAACAGCUUCUCUCUCAGCUCCCCUCGUCAGUUUCCUCAAGUUUUCCUCCUCCUCUGGAAAAGUCUGAAAUGAAGCCGGCUCCUCCAACCAAGCUUGGAUAUUUUUUAUAGCUUUCUCCCCUUUAACAUGUUUCACAGACGCAUCUUCCACAUGUGAGGAUGCUGUUUGUAAUCACCUUCACAAUGUUGAACGUGUACAUUUUCAUCCAAUAAUUAAAACAAGAAACUGUGGAAAACAUGGAUGAGUUUAAGGACCUUUUUGGAAACCAGGUGCUUCUACGAUGUAACUUGAAGCUCUGAUUUGGGAGAAUUGUCUUUUAAUAUGUUGUGGUCGGACGUCACACUCUGCCUCAUCUCUCAAAUUGUCCCUUUACUUUCAGUCGACCAUCGACCUCUGAGCAUUGGAUGGAAUGUUAAAGAGUAUUUAUUUUUUGAAUUCCUGUGUUGGUCUUAAUUCAAGCGAGAGAAUUUUAACUCUUGAGUUUAAUUCUGUCGGAUGCAUGUUUUAGGAAAUGAGGAAAGAGACUAUUUUGGCCAAACAGGUUUCCAGUUUUGUUAAAUCUUAAUAAAACUUGACAACAGCAACACAAAA
Messenger RNA from Pleuronectes platessa (European plaice), 3351 nucleotides. RefSeq names its product signal recognition particle 72 (gene srp72). Gene Ontology annotation, cellular component: signal recognition particle, endoplasmic reticulum targeting. The transcript is spliced from 19 exons. Gene Ontology annotation, molecular function: ribosome binding; protein binding; 7S RNA binding. NCBI's taxonomy places the organism in Eukaryota, Metazoa, Chordata, Actinopteri, Pleuronectiformes, Pleuronectidae. Gene Ontology annotation, biological process: SRP-dependent cotranslational protein targeting to membrane. The record is from RefSeq and is a predicted model, not a curated record. The coding region runs from base 23 to 2032 and encodes 669 amino acids.